Nakaseomyces glabratus is the source of this 534-nucleotide messenger RNA. It is a transcript of the gene POP5, whose product is annotated as RNA-binding protein POP5. The record is from RefSeq and is a predicted model, not a curated record. Lineage: Eukaryota; Fungi; Ascomycota; Saccharomycetes; Saccharomycetales; Saccharomycetaceae. Gene Ontology annotation, biological process: tRNA 5'-leader removal. Gene Ontology annotation, molecular function: ribonuclease P RNA binding. Gene Ontology annotation, cellular component: ribonuclease P complex.
AUGGUCCGUUUGAAGAGCAGAUACGUUCUAUUUGAGAUAAUUUAUCCACCCGAGUCAAUGGCAGAAGCAGAGCUGGACAGAAUGGACGACGUCAUGAUGGGCUUCCAUAAAAGUACUAGAAAUUACCACGAGAUUAAUAGCAAGACAAUACUUCAGGAGAUACGGCGGGUUGUACAGUAUAAUUUCGGGGAUUUGGGGUCAGGCCAAUUGACUUCACUUUUACAUCUUAAGUAUUUCAGUAAUGCCACAUCGACAGGGAUACUGAGGUGCCACCGAGAGGAUCUAAAUAUUUUGCUUACCACACUUGCUCUAGUAAAUAAAAUUGGAGAUUGUGAAGGUAUAAUCCUUAAUCCAGUCAAAGUCAGUGGCACAAUAAAAAAGCUCGAGCAAUAUGCUAUACGGAGAAACCACAACUUUAUUAAUGCAUUGAAAAGAUUUGAAUUAAAUAAAAUGAAAAUCAGUGAGAUGAAUAUGGAGUCAAGUACAUUCGAAAAUGAAAUUAGAGAUAUCCCUAUGGAUAGCGAGGACAACUAG